Messenger RNA from Exophiala mesophila, 2906 nucleotides. RefSeq lists its product as uncharacterized. Lineage: Eukaryota; Fungi; Ascomycota; Eurotiomycetes; Chaetothyriales; Herpotrichiellaceae. The record is from RefSeq and is a predicted model, not a curated record. Gene Ontology annotation, biological process: regulation of DNA-templated transcription. The transcript has a single exon. The coding region runs from base 473 to 2650 and encodes 725 amino acids. Gene Ontology annotation, molecular function: DNA-binding transcription factor activity.
GGCCCCUCUGACUGCAACUCAAUCCUUUAACUAACCAAGUACCUCAUGGGCUCUGUCCAGCCUGUCCAGCCUGUCCAGCCUGAGGAUCACCAAACCCCGAACAAAUCCCAUCCCAGUCCUCAUUGGGUGACUAAGAAUCCUUUCAUCCCCAAGCUGGUCGUUAAAAGCAGCGCUCACUUUCCCAACCCUUUGGUAUUAGAGAAUCAAUGUCCCACCGCCCACCGCCACCAUCUUAGAUGGUUCUUUUACAAUACUACUGAACCUUUGGAGUUUCUUCACCAGUAUGGGCAAGUAGUUGACAGUGUCUUGAGAGGUGGUUCAUUAAACCAGGUUAAAGGACCCAGCCUCGUCAAAGUCCAACUCACUCGUCAGUCGCCGUCUUCAACCUGGCUACACACGCCUAAUUGGCUACUCUCCAUAUCAACUUGGUUUAAUAAUCACCUUUCCGAGUUACGCUCACAGCUUCUCAAUCAUGACCGAAGUCAUGCCUACCCCUCCCGCAGAAUACCACUACGGUGAGCACACCUGGGACUCUCUUCGCGCCAUCCUCGAGGAUCCUGCAGAGCUACUUGCCACUUCGAGCAAUGUUUCCAAAGAGCCUCACCACACCGGAGUCAUGGACAUACUCUCCGCUUCCCGAUACCCUCAUGGCCUCAUGCACCCUUAUGAGAGUUCUCCAGAGAUGCCUGCCACCAAGCCCAGUCACAACUCGACCGACUCCCUUUAUGGCGGUAUCGUUGUCAAUAAUUCCCAAACAAAAGUCAGCAAUGCCACCUCCACAAACAAACAACCCUCCCGAGCUACCAAGAAGAGAUCAAGCAAACAGAUGACCGCCUCGGACGACAACGACAACGACGACCAACCGGACAGCAAGAAGCACCGAGGACGACCACGACUUGAUACCCACGACAAAACUGCUGCAGAUCGUCGACGUACUCAGAUCCGCUUAGCGCAGAGAGCCUAUCGUCAUCGCAAAGAAACCACCAUCUCUGCAUUGAAGCAGAAGGUCUUGGUUCUCCAAGCCACUGUCCACCAGAUGAACAAGGCCUUUGUCGAUCUUCAUGACAAUAUCAUUAGCUCCGGAGUUUUCACACCUCAUCUCUCACUUGCCCGCCAACUUCAUGAUGCAGCGGACGAUUUCAGCCUCCUCAACAGAAUAACCGCCACAGACUCCGACGAUGAAGACGACAAGAUUCCCGGGGGGGCAGGGGCUGAUUCCGGACCAGCUUCAAAUUCCACCCCUGAAGAUGAGUCCACAACAGUGACUGAACCCGCAAAGAAAGGCCGACGUGGACGUUCAUCCAAGAAACAAACACAGUCCGCUCAGCGCCGCCCACCCCAGGAGGUGGAUUCGAGUGAACCUGAGGCAGAUUUGCCAUUGGUAUCUACUGUUGGCAGCCAUGACAACAUCCUCAGCGCAAUAUCCCAGACCAGCUUCAUGGACAUACCAGGCCUACCAGUGUUUCGUGAUUUAAUGCAAUUCAACGUUCAGCUCCCAGACAUCGAUCCAGAUGCUUCGCCAUACCCCGAUCUAACACCAAGUAUCCCUCUCCCGCGUUCGUUAACAGCGCCGAAUCAAGGAGGCUCCUACACCUACAGCUUCCAGGAAACUUCUUUCGCUCGGCGCUUACACCGUAUGGCUCUCGAACGCGGUUUUCGGGGCCUGACCAACCCGACCGCCGACCCAAAAUAUCUCAAGAGGGCAUUCCGCUUUACUUUCUGUUUUUCCAACCGCAAACGCAUCGUCGCACGCUUCAAUGAGAUUCUCAAGCGUGGAGCCGGUGAAAGUCUCGAGAAUUGGAGUGUACCAUUCUUCAAUAUUGGAGGCGCAGGAACCCAUUUCCCUCGUCAAGACGAGAAAGGAAACAACAUCUAUCCGCCAAACAUGUUGAGUGCAGCCCAGGCCUUUGGCCCUCAACCAUGGGUACAGCCCGAGACGCCGCGAACCGAAGCAAGUACUCAAGAAAUGUUGGACGCCAUCGGCUUUGGCGGCGAGUGGUUUGAUUCGCACGACGUUGAGGAAUACCUCAAGACCAAAGGUAUUUACCUCGAUGGACAGAGCUCAUAUGUUGAAGUCGAUCCCUCUGUCCUCAUGACCCUGAACGGUGGAACGGACACCCCAUCAUUUCCCAACAGCGAUGUCUCGAGCUCGACACGCAGCCCUCACGACACAACUACCAUUCGUACCCCAUCUCCCUUCCUUCGCAAUGGCUUCUCACGACCUAAUCCCUCAGCCUCAGCUGAUGAAGAGCCCUUAUUCGGAACAGAUCUAAACAUCAUCUUUGAUGAAAAUAAUCAUGAAGUGACAGCCACUUCCACUUCCAUUUCCACCUCCGACCCAUCUCUUCUCAUGCCAUACUCCAAGCCUACUCCUCACUUUAAUAAAAAUAACCUCAACGACUUUAUCCCAUACAACGACGCCUGGUCCAACCUUGCCGGCCUUGCCCUCGGUACCAGCCACCUCUCUGCCAUAAAUAGCCCAUCAUCCCAGGAUCUGAUGCUGACUCGACGACGGGGACCUUUGACAUUUGACGUCGAACUCUUCCUUGAAACCAUGGUGAACCAAAGUGCUUGUCUGGGUCGUGCCCCUGGCUUUAGAAAGAAUGAUAUCGACGAUGCUUUGAGGUUGAGUGUUCAAGAAUCUUUUUGAUUUCCUCAACAAUAAUACCCUCCCUGGCAAUGGCAAUGCUGUGCUUGAGUCUACGAGGGAUCGACAUGUAUAACAGAGUUUUGGUUUGUUGGAAUGUCUGAAUGAAUGCAUGGAUUUCAAGGGUCUGUAUGUCAACACCAUUGCUAUCUUCAUGGUCAUUGUCAUCCAGUGGCCCUCCUAAACAUCAUAGACAGAACUAAUUAGCAAUCAAAAUCGCCUGCUGUUUCGCUCAAAUGCUCAAAUGAGUAUUGACAAU